GGAGGGAGGAUAAAGCAAGAAUAGAGACACAGAAAAGAGAGGCGCAGAAAAACAGAUCAUUAUACAGCAAACGAGCAAGAGGCCGCUGAAUGAAUAACAAGGAAGGGAUUACAAAGCGCAGGACUCAAAAAAAAAAAAAGAGGAGAGGACGUCGGCUGAAGACUCUCUUUCUCUCUCUCUCUCUCUCUCUCUCUCUUUCCCCUCCUCCUCUUCCCCUCUCUCUAUCCUUCCUGUCACCCUCCCUCCCAACUCUCUCGGAGGCUCUCCCUCCUCAGUGAAAGAUGGCAUGAGCACACUGUCACCCGUCCUUCUUCAGCUGGUGGAGAAAUUCUGUUCGCCUCGUCUCCUCUUUCUCUUUCUGCCACUUUCUCUCUCUCUCUGUCCUCUCCUCUCCUUUUUUUUUUUUUUUGUUUUGUCCUCCACCUCUGUGCUCCACGAGGGGAUUCAGUCCAGAGAGGGUGAAGAGGACGGGAGGGAGGUAGACUAGAGGCUGACCUCUCCCCUCCUCCCUCCUCCCUCCUCCCUCCUCCUGGCCCACAGAGAGAGGGAGCAGGAGCAGGGAGCCGUCUGAUGACUCGCACCAACAACGAGCUCCUUAACCCGGCCGACCGCAGCCCCCCUGCGCUCCCCCUCCUCGCCCUCCUGUAACCCAGACUCCUCUUCUCUGACUCACUGGAUCCAGAACCAUGUUUGGAUUAAAGCCUCCACACUUCUACCUCCCAGGUAUGAACCAUGAGUCCAACAAAUCACCAUCAUUAGGAAUGAUCUCCACGGCAAGUCGCACCACGGCUACUGUGAGUCCCCUCAGCCCACUAACCAAUGGGAACGCAGUUGCCCAGUCUGCAAACUCCGGAUUCGCUGCUGCCCUGCGUAAACUGGCCAAACAGGCCGAGGAUCCCAGAGGUUCUGCUGUCAGCGGUGAGUCGUCUCCAGUCUCUUCCCCGCCCACCAGCCACAACUCGCCGGUCACCACCCCGAAGCGGAGCUCAUUAGGGCCCCUCCUGGGCCAGACCAGGGGCCACGGUGUCCCCGGCACCCCUCCAGUAGUCACAAUUGCUCCCACCAAGACCAGCAACGGCCUGUGGAGGGCUGACGGACGACAGGUCGAGCCGAGUGUUCAGGGACUCGGGAGGGAGCGGGUGGGUGCUGAGAACACCCAGCCGCAGCUAGAUAAGCGGACUCCGCCCACCCUUUCACCUCACCACCUGGCUCACUCCUUCGGGCUCACCCCCAGCUCCGUCAUGCAGGACCCAAGAAUACAGAGCCUUAGUUUGCCGGGGCAGAUGCACCCUGUGGUUCAGUCGGGUGCCGUCCCAGAAGAGUACCUCAGAGCGCUCCGGCCCUUCGCCACCUCAGAUGACCUCCGGCUGACCUCCCUGCCCCUCAGUCUCGACCCUGCUGCUGCUGCCCACGCCGCAGCUGCUGCCGCCUACUAUCAUCCUGCCUACCUGCACCAUCCGCUGUCCUUGCCAAGGAUGGAGGAGUCUCUGUGUCUUUCUGCGCUGCGAUCGCAGUUCUACUCUGUGCCUGCAGGGGGCGCCUUCCCUCUCCACCACUCUGCCCUCCACCUGCACAUGCCUGGAGGCCGAUAUCCCGGGGAUCUGAACCACACAGUGCUGGCUGAGAGGCUACAGAUGGAGAAUGAGCUCCGCCAGCGAGAGAGACAGCAAGAGCGCGAACGAGAGAAAGAGAGGGAGCGCGAGGCCGGGCUGGAACGAGAGCGGGAGCGCGAGAGGGAGCGAGAGAGGGAGGAGGAGAGGGGGAGAGAGCGGGAGAGGGAGCUGGACAGACAGAAGGAGAGGCAGAGGGAGAGACAGCAGCAGAUGGUCAGAGCGGCGGAGAGCCACUACCUGGCUGAGCUGCAGGCUCGGAGGGCGCCACCAGAGGACAGGGCCAGGCCAGGGGAGAGGCUGACCCCGAACAGACUGGAUAAAAACAAGGACUCAGAGCACCCGGGUUUCCCAGCACCCAAACCUCUGUCCCUACAGCCUGGCCAUCACACCUCCAGGGGGUCUAUCCCACAUCCGGUGCCCAGCCUGGUGCCCUCUCACCUGGGGAAGCAUCAUGCUGCUGCUGCUGCUGCUGCUGCUUCUGCGGGGGGGAUCCAUGGCGCUCUGGCAGCUGCCAUGAUGACUCAGAGGGCGAGCGAGGCUGCUUGGUUAACACGGCAACGCGGGCAAGGGCAGGAGAGGGAGGGUCCGCUGGAGAUGGGCCUCAGGUCACCUGGGAAAGGGCUGGAGCUGAGGAGAGACGGCCACAGAACCAAUGCAGUCCAUCACAACCCAGGCAGCAAAGAUGCACCUCCCUGCCUUGGUGCUCCACCUCCCCUCAUCUCCCCCAAAGGUCCCCAUCAUCACCCUGCGCCCCCGACUACACUGUGGAACCCCGCCUCCCUCGUCGACACUCCUUCAGACUCCCGCAGAAAAAUCAGCCCUCCGACGCCGCCGAGUCGUCCUCCUCCAGGACUGACCAGAGCUGACAGACCCCCCCUGAGCUGGGGGGAGAAGCUGGAGGACGGCGGCAGGAGGAGGACAGAAGGUACGGAGAGGUACACCUCACUGAGGGGAGCUGGUUUACAGGACGCAGGCUCCUGGAACAAGGCGGAGCAGGACCGGGCCCUCCAGAGCCUCUAUCAUCGACAUCACAUCAACAACCUCCACCAGAGACCCUGCGCGCCUCCUGACCUCGGGGGGCAGCGCCAGACAGCUCCUCCGUCUCCAGUGAGGGAGCGACAGAGCCAGCCUCCCGACAACAUGCUGGUGUAUGACGAGGUGCUCCAGCAGCACCGACGGCUGCUCAGCAAAUUGGACCUGGAGGAGAAGAGGAGGAAGGAGGCCAGAGAGGGAGGUUAUUACUAUGACCUGGACGAGUCGUAUGAUGAGAGUGACGAGGAGGAGGUGAAGGCCCAUCUGAGGAGAGUGGCAGAACAGCCUCCGCUCAAACUGGACGCAUCCUCCGAGAAAGUGGAUUUUCUGCGCGUGUGUGGUCUGACCACGCUGGCCCACCGCGAUGAGAUUCUGGCACGGAAGAGGAGAAAGAGGAGGAGGAUGUUGAGAGAGCGCAGCCUCUCUCCGCCGGCCGUGCGGGGCAAGAGAAAGGCGUCUUCACCUCCGACACCUGCAACUCCCUUAACCACCCCGUACUCUGCCGAGCAGAUGGACAGCACCCCCGAACUGGAGGAGAAAAAGGACUUCCUCCAUAUGUUCGACCUCUCGCAUGUCAGCCCACAGCAGAGGAGAGAUAAGGAGAGGACAGAGGAGCUGCUGAGGGCCAUUCAGAGGAAGACUGUGACGUUAGACACUCUCAGAUAUAAUCCUUUACCUCCGUGCAGCAGCCCUCCUGCUCCUUCAACUGGUGACUCCUCAUCAGCCCCUCCGCCGUGCCAAUCAAACGGACAUCUGUACCCGGACUCUCCCAGCCCCUCCCCUCCCUACCUGCACAAACCUAAGCUUCUCCCCCAUAACGACACAUUCAAACCCUCCACGGACACCCACGUGGCCCGCAUCCCUCCACCCUUGACCCUGCAUCAUGAAAAGGCUGAGUUCAUGGAGCCGAACAGGAAGCACCAGGGCCUCCAGAACGGUGCCGUCGCUUCUCCCCAGAAAAAGGAGCCCAAUCCUGUGCAGAACGGACGGACCCGGCCCUUGGAGAGGUUCACACCGGAGGCCUUCGCUCAGCACUUCCACCAGGCCGUGCUGCAGUCCACACACAACACGCUGCAGAACAAAGGAGUCUCAAAUUGCGUCCCCGAGGCCGGCAUGAAGGCCGCUGACCGCUCGUUGCCUCACAGCAUCUCUCAGCUGAAAGGCUCAAGUCUUAACCAUGCCCCUCAGCACGCACACAUCAACGGUCAUCACUUCCAUUUCCCCGCAGCAGGCAGGGACGCUGCGGGACCACAAGAAGAACUGUCCGACGAGGACGAGGAAGAGUCUGGUCAGGAAGAGGAGGAUGAUGAGGAGGAGGAGAUGGAGGAAGCGCCAAAGAAGUGGCAGGGUAUUGAAGCUAUUUUCGAGGCCUACCAGGAGUAUGUGGACGAAUGGGGUUUAGAGAGGCAGGUUCUUCACAGUCAGUGUAAAAGACUCGAAGCACAGAAUUACAACCUGACCAGGACUGCAGAGCAGCUUUCUCUCACUAUGGGGGACCUGGUGAGUCAGAGGCAGAAGGUGAGAGAGGAGCGGGAGAGACUGCAGGCCCAGCUCGAGCACUUCAGGAGGUGUUUGACGCUCCCGAACAUUCACUGGGGCAGGAGCCAAGUGAACGGGCACACACCGAGGUGACCUCCGACACCCACUCUCUGACUGAAACGCCUCUGACAGCGAAGGAUCAGUAACAGGAAACAAGACAGACUGGAGCCAGACCACUUUCUGCACUCGAAGCACUUGAAGGAGCCGGUCCUUGUCUUGUUACGCUUCUGGCCAGUCAGUUAUGUUACCUGACUGGUUUCCAGAUUCAACUGAUGACCUGCCAGGUUUGCCACGGUAGCUGUAAAAACCACAGUGACCGUGUCGUCUGGGCAUUCACACUCUCUCUCUCAUACUGCCCAGCACUGUGUCGGUGAAACAGCAUCUCCGUCAGCGUUACUUCAACCGCUCCUGCUAGUCCUCAGACAGCUUUAAGGACUUUCUACCAUUUAGCUCUUAUUAUAUCAGUUUAUCGACUCACACUAAUGAGAUGUUUCACUCGGCACAAAUCUGUAGCCUCUCUGGACAGCAAUGAGAAGAGACUUAAAAGCGUACAGUGGUCACUUGGUUAAUACUCAGAGAAUGAAAACAGGAGUCAAGGAAUCAAAGCACACCUCAGGCCUUAAACGUGACAGGAUGCACUUGAAAUGGGACUGGAGGAGAAACUUUACAGUCCUCUGUGUGGUGUGAUGUUGUACUGAGCACCGUACGUGACGGAGGAAGCAGUCUGUGUGCUGGUAAAGGAAACAUCUAAAAAGAUAUUAUCUAUAUAAUGGCAAAUGGUAUCGAUGAAGUUUUUUUGAGGUUUAAUACAUUUUCCAUCAGUCAAGUCUCUCGCGAUAGAUGAAGAAUUUUUGUAUGUUUUGUUGUUUUAACCGUUCCUCGUGGGGAAGCCAUAUGUUUCGUUCAAACUGCUGCUGGUCAGAAUUUAAAAAAAUAAAAAUAAAAAAAAUGUUUAGAAAAUGAAGGAUGUUAGGACAGUUGUAUUUGAGAAAUGUUACGUGAUGUCAAAAAUGUUUAGGGGCGGUGGGGGGUUUGACCAAGAUGCACUGGGGCUGGAAGACAGCAUGACAUCAGUCUUUGUCUCACAACAUUAUCAAGUUGUCAGUUCAGAUGGUUUAUGUCCUGAGCACUCCACAUGCCUAUAAAUGUUGACCAAAAUUAAAGAGAAUAAAACCAUUUUUUUUUCCAAAAAGGCCUUUUUGCAACAUUCUUCACAUGUUCUUAGUUAAUUGGAAUUACUUACAAAUGUUUUCACCUGUCUGAAGGUGAUUUAUUGUGGCAUUAUUGUGAAGAAGUUGAACUGAUUUUUGCUGUAGAAUCAAAAAAAAAAAAAAAAAAAAAAAAAAAAAGCCAAAUUAUUAUUCAGUUCCAUUUCUGGACUGUGUCAAAUCUAAUUAACGACAUCUUUUCUCUUGAUGCUCUUCGAGUACUUGAAACCGUCCUCUAAUUGUUUUUUAGGGGCGACACACACAUCAAAAUGACGCUGUCCUUCUGUGGAUAACAAUAAACUGCACCGUCUCUGCUCUUUUGAUGAGAUUUAUUUUUGCUCAAGCCAGAUAAAGCAGUGUCACAUAAAAUUUAUAUUUUCUGCCUCUCUCCCUCUGAAUAUUAAAAUCCCAGGAGCCCGUUCCCACAAGCGCCAGUUACAGUAGCAACAUCCCAGAAUCACCUGACCGUCCUGUUACCUGUUCAGUCUCCUCGACAAACCUUCUGUGAAAUCCUGCAUAUUUGUUUCAAUCAGUUGUUAUGUAAUGUAUUAUUUGGGAUGUAUAAGUGUGAUGAAUUAUUUAUUAACAUAUAUUGCUGUAAAUUCUGAUGGAAAUUUACAUUAAAAUAUUUGUAAAAUGUA
Acanthopagrus latus (yellowfin seabream) is the source of this 6033-nucleotide messenger RNA. Its product is annotated as genetic suppressor element 1-like. Bases 687 to 4277 code for a protein of 1196 amino acids. Lineage: Eukaryota; Metazoa; Chordata; Actinopteri; Spariformes; Sparidae. The record is from RefSeq and is a predicted model, not a curated record. The transcript is spliced from 16 exons.